Anastrepha obliqua is the source of this 1542-nucleotide messenger RNA. RefSeq names its product E3 ubiquitin-protein ligase RING1 (gene Sce). NCBI's taxonomy places the organism in Eukaryota, Metazoa, Arthropoda, Insecta, Diptera, Tephritidae. The record is from RefSeq and is a predicted model, not a curated record. The transcript has 3 exons. Gene Ontology annotation, molecular function: chromatin binding; ubiquitin protein ligase activity. The coding region runs from base 134 to 1378 and encodes 414 amino acids. Gene Ontology annotation, cellular component: ubiquitin ligase complex; PcG protein complex.
AAAUAUAUUAUUUCUGCUUUGUUGUGCUUGGUAAAAGUUGAAAGUGCAUAUAUAUUUUUGUGUUUUUUCCGCAGUAUGACUGUGGUCUUCUCAUAAAAUAAAAUUUUUUAGUGAUUGAGAUAUUAGCAAAGUCAUGACUUCACUAGAGCCUGCACAAAAUAAGACUUGGGAUUUAUCGUUGUACGAACUGCAACGUAAUCCGCAAGAAAUCAUUACUGACAAUACUGAGAUCGCAGUUUCACCGCGAAGCCUUCACAGCGAAUUGAUGUGCCCGAUUUGUUUGGAUAUGCUGAAAAAGACAAUGACUACAAAGGAAUGCCUACAUAGGUUCUGUUCGGAUUGUAUUAUUACCGCACUGCGUUCAGGUAACAAGGAAUGCCCAACCUGUCGUAAGAAACUUGUUUCAAAGCGUUCACUGCGGCCUGACCCAAAUUUCGACCUUCUAAUAUCGAAAAUAUAUCCUAGUCGCGAAGAGUACGAAGCCAUUCAGGAGAAGGUUAUGGCCAAAUUUAAUCAAACCCAGUCACAACAAGCACUAGUAAAUUCCAUAAAUGAGGGCAUUAAAUUACAAUCUCAAAAUCGGCCACAACGGUUCCGUGCCAAAGGUUGUGGUGGUCGCAAUGGCGGUGGCAAUGGGAAUCACAAUUCAGCUAAUGCGAACAACUCGAAUAAUGAAGGCGCUACAAAUGGUAAUGAUAGUGAUAAUCGCGAAAGUGGAAAUGUGCCACAGCCUGCGGCCGCUGCACUUUCAACACAUUCCAGCACCUCAGCGGCGGCAGCAUCAGUGUCGGGUAGCACUGCUAGCACUAGUCGAAUGCAACACGAUGAUGGUGGCUCAAAUCCACCGUCCAUGCGUAGCACCCCAUCACCAGUACCAUCGAACUCGAGCAGCUCGAAACCUAAACGCGCCAUGUCAGUACUGACAUCGGAACGUUCUGAAGAAUCUGAAUCUGACUCACAGAUGGAUUGUCGCACAGAAGGGGAUUCCAAUAUCGAUACUGAGGGCGAGGGUACCGGUGAGCUCGGAAUAAAUGAUGAAAUAGAGUUGGUAUUUAAACCGCAUCCGACGGAAAUGGCAGGCGAUAAUCAAUUGAUGAAAGCUUUGAAAGAAAACUGUAUACGCUAUAUUAAAACAACUGCGAAUGCUACAGUGGAUCAUUUGAGCAAAUAUCUAGCUAUGCGUUUGACAUUGGAUUUGGGAGCAGAACUUCCAGAAACAUAUCGUAUGCUGAAUUUUUGCAUUUAUAUAGCACCCCAACCCCAGCAACUGGUCAUAUUAAAUGGUAAUCAGACGCUACAUCAAGUAAAUGACAAGUUCUGGAAGGUAUCGAAAGUAAACAAACCGAUGGAGAUGUAUUAUUCGUGGAAAAAAUCUUAAGAAAUUUGAUGGAUUUCCAAUUUCUUUCGUAAACUAAGUUAUUGCAAAAAGCGUAAGAGCAUACAAAUUUAUAGUUUCCCGGGUUAAAAUGUUUUUAAUUUUGACGGCUAUACUUUAUUAAAAUAAUUAAUAUCGGCUAUACUUUAAUAAAAAACGCACGCAUA